GGGAAACGAAUCGCGCUCGUGUGGUUGCCGGCUCAAACCGGCUCCUCCGUCACCCGUCACCCCUCCUGUCGCCGCCGCGCGCCUGUUUAAGCAGUCAUGGCGUCACGCCAGCUCCGACUCUCGUUGCUGCCGUCUGGCUUCCCAAGAGCAGUUUUUUCCGCCAGCAAACCCAGGUUACAGCUCACGCCCAAGCUCCCAAGCACUGCGAGGAUGUCGACUAUCGCCGCCUUCAAGAUUCCCAAGGUGGCCAAUGAGCCCAACCAACACUAUGCCAAGGGUUCUGCCCAGAGAGCAGGCUUGAACGCCGCGCUCGAGAGCCUGCAGAAGAAAGGCGCCCUGGAGGUGCCUCUCGUCAUCGGCGGAAAAGAGAUCAAGACUUCCUCGACCGGCAGGCAGGUCAACCCGGCCGAUCACCAGACCACCGUGGCCACCUAUUCGCAGGCAUCGCCGCAGCAUGUCAAAGACGCCAUCGACGCCGCGCUGGCUGCCAAGGCCGAUUGGGAGUCCCUGCCGUUCGCCGACCGUGCAGCCAUCUUCUUGAAGGCAGCCGACCUCAUCAGCAACAAGUAUCGCUAUGACAUCAUGGCGGCCACGAUGCUGGGGCAGGGCAAGAACGCCUGGCAGGCCGAGAUCGACGCCGCAGCCGAGCUCUGCGACUUCCUCCGCUUCAACGUGCAGUAUGCCGAGGAGCUCUACGCCCAGCAGCCCGUGCACAACUCGCCCGGGGUGUGGAACCGGGUCGAGUACAGGCCGCUCGAGGGUUUCGUCUACGCCGUCAGCCCCUUCAAUUUCACCGCCAUCGCCGGCAACCUGCCGGGCCUCCCGGCGUUGCUUGGGAACGUCGUGGUCUGGAAGCCGAGCGACUUUGCCAUUGCCAGCAACUGGCUGCUGUACAACAUCCUGCUCGAAGCCGGCCUGCCGCGGAACGUCAUCCAGUUCGUGCCGGGCAAUCCGGAGGAGGUGACCAAGGAGGUGUUGGCGCACAGAAAGUUCGCGGCGCUGCACUACACCGGCAGCACCGCCGUGUUCCGCAAGCUGUACGGCCAGAUCGCCGCCGGGGUAGCCGAGGGCCGGUACCAGACGUACCCGCGCAUCGUCGGCGAGACAGGCGGCAAGAACUUCCACCUGAUCCACUCGUCGGCGGACCUGGAAAACGCUGUGGUGCACACGGUGCGCGGCGCCUUCGAGUACCAGGGCCAGAAGUGCAGCGCUACCUCGCGGCUGUACGUGCCGGCGUCGGUGUGGCCACGAUUCAAGACCCGCCUGGUCGAGGAGACGCAGAAGCUGGCGGUGGGCAACCCGUGGGACCACAAGAACUUCGUCGGCCCGGUCAUCCACGAGGCUUCCUUCAAGAAGCUCUCGGGAGUGAUUGACGAUGCCGCCAGCGACCAGGACCUCGAGUUGCUCACCGGCGGCAGCUACGACAAGUCGAAGGGAUAUUUCGUGCAGCCGACCAUCUACCAGGUGCGGACGCCCGACCACAAGCUCCUCUCGACGGAGCUGUUCGGGCCGAUUCUGGCCGUCUAUGUCUACGACGACAGCACAGACCCGGUCGGCGCGUUUGCGCGGGUCUGCGAGCUGGUGGACGCGACCGGCGACUACGGCCUGACCGGGUCGGUGUUUGCGGCCGACCGGGCGGCGAUCCGGCUUGCCGAGGAGAAGCUCCGCAAUGCGGCGGGCAACUUCUACAUCAACUGCAAGAGCACGGGCGCCGUCGUGGGCCAGCAGCCGUUCGGCGGCAGCCGGGCGAGCGGGACCAACGACAAGGCCGGCAGCAUCGCCAUCCUCUCGCGGUUCGUCAGCAUGAGGAGCAUCAAGGAGGAAUUCAGCGCCACCACGCGGGUGGAGUAUCCGAGCAACGAGGCUUGACAGACGUGGGGGCGGCGGGAAGGAACUUAUCUAACCAGGGGUGGUUAACGUUAUCGACCCUGAAUUUGGCAAUGACUAGUGUAUGAAUCUGAGCCGCGGAAGCACAACAAGCACUGCUCCGCAGUACAGAGCAAGAGCCUGGGAGAUGACCGGGCCCAGACGGAUAAACACGGGACGAGUGAUACAUUACAUAGGACACGUAUGAUGAGGACGGAGCCAAGUCUGUUGGUCGGAAUGUCUCAUUUGCCUUGAAAUUCAAUUCCGUGGUGGCUCUGUAAAACGGGAACCAGUUUUGCAGUCGACACGCGAGCACUGGGGGUGAGCUCCGAGCGGAACGGCGAACCGGCUGCGGGCGUGUUCAAAGCAUUGGACAGGGUGCCGUGACGAUCAGCGAGGCCGCAGGUUCCUCAGGAGGGGCGUGGCCGUCUUGCUCGACCGCCGUUGGACAGCCGGGUGCUGUCGUGCUUGAGCGGCUUUGAAGUUGCCCCCCUUCCCCCGGAAGCUCUCGCGGGACCCAAAGCAGUUGAAUUCGAUCAUAGCCGGGGACCCCUACAGAAAAAGAGCCUGGCAACACGGGCCCAAAAUUUGCAAAGGGUCACAUUUACUGUAGGCGCUGCCCACUUCACCAACAUCACCCGGGGAUCGGGCCAAUCAGCGCCCGGGAUCGCACCUCGUGCCUCGUACAAGGGAGCUGAGCACGCGACCGUUCUUGCCUCCCCCAGCUUCCACCCCGGGUCAGGCACUCGCCCCUCCCCCGUCCCUCUGCGGUUGCGUGCGUCGUGACCUCGGGCUGA
This is a messenger RNA of Thermothielavioides terrestris NRRL 8126, 2663 nucleotides long. RefSeq lists its product as uncharacterized. The record is from RefSeq and is a predicted model, not a curated record. Lineage: Eukaryota; Fungi; Ascomycota; Sordariomycetes; Sordariales; Chaetomiaceae. The transcript has 3 exons. Gene Ontology annotation, molecular function: L-glutamate gamma-semialdehyde dehydrogenase (NAD+) activity. Gene Ontology annotation, cellular component: mitochondrial matrix. The coding region runs from base 97 to 1869 and encodes 590 amino acids.